AUGCAGUGCAUUCUGAAGAAUCUUAAUCUACGUAUCACCUUAGGAAUUCGAAAGCGUACGGCGAAGGGAGAGCCGAUCAUGUAUGACUUGGAAAGCAAAAUCGACCAAGCUGUUUUUCCUGGACUGCAAGGAGGUCCUCAUGAAAACACAAUUUCAGCUAUGGCAGUGGCCUUCAAGCAAGCACAAACAACGGAGUUUUACGACUACCAGGUCCAAGUGCUAAAAAAUGCACAGGCACUCGCAAAUCGACUGAUGCACCACGGUUACGAACUGGCAACAGGAGGUACAGAUAAUCAUUUAUGUUUGUUGGACUUACGGCCUCUUGGAACUGACGGAGCGAGGGUGGAAUUCGUGCUGGAACUUAUGGGAAUCGCCUGCAACAAAAACACUUGCCCUGGCGACAAAAGCGCUAUGAAACCAGGAGGUAUCCAGUGCACGCUCAAAUAUCAGCCCAAUGCUGGAAAACUCUUGAAAGAUUUCAAAGCGUUUUGUCUGAAGGACGAACAAUUUAAGGCUGAGGUAGCAGCAAAGAAAGCUCAAGUAGAAAAGUUUACUGAUCGCUUUGAAAUGCCCGGAUUUGACAAUUUUUAA
This is a messenger RNA of Soboliphyme baturini, 591 nucleotides long. Lineage: Eukaryota; Metazoa; Nematoda; Enoplea; Dioctophymatida; Soboliphymatidae. The record is from the annotation of a GenBank genome assembly.